UUACAUUUCGAGUAUUAAUUUUCAAUUUAACGAAGUCAAUUAUAUUUCACAAUAAAUAUGAAAUAAGGUUUACAGUGAAUAUAUACUUUGUAUUUUGUGAUAAUCUAACCUUAAUAGAAAUGUAAUUAUUUAUAAACACAUUUAUAUUUAUUAUAAUGUGGCAUAAUCCGAAGUCGUUUUGUACUAAAUAUGUAACAAAAUGGAGCAACUUUGUUUUUUAUAAUCGUCAACGGGUAAAACACAGCAGUACAAAAUCUACUUUAGUAUCAAACGAAGAUGUUGAUGAUCCACUUCCUAAAGAUGCAAAAGUCAUUAUUUGUGGAGGUGGAGCUAUGGGUGGUGCUGUUGCUUAUCAUCUUUCGCUUAUGGGACUAGGUCCUCGAACAAUUAUUAUAGAAAGCGGCAGAAUAGGAGGUGGUACAACAUGGCAUUCUUCAGGAUUAGUUGGAGCGUUUAAACCAAGUUUUUCACAAGUCAAACUUGCACAGGAUAGUAUAGCAUUGUAUAGAGAACUGGAACAAAAAGGUUUAUCAACAGGCUGGAAACAGUGUGGAAGUCUAUCCAUAGCACGCACGAGAGAUCGUAUGACAGUAUUUAGACGAAUGAAAGCACAGUCUAUAUCAUGUAAUAUUGAAUGUCAUUUGGUUACACCAAAAGAAGUACAGGAAAUAUGUCCAUUAUUACGAGUGGAUGAUUUAGUCGGUGGAUUAUGGAUACCAGAUGAUGGUGUAGGAGAUCCAUAUCAGAUUUGCUUAACAUUAAUAGGAGAGGCAAAAAAAAAAGGUGUUAAAGUAUUUGAAAACUGCAAAGUUACAAAAGUUCUUACUCAAAAUGGUAGAAUUGAGGCUGUAGAAACAACGCGCGGCACUGUUCAAUGUGAACAUUUUGUUAAUUGCGCUGGAUUUUGGGCACGUAAUGUAGGUAAAUUAAGCGAGCCGUAUGUAAAGGUGCCCCUUCAUCCUGUAGAACACUAUUAUUUACACACAAAAGCUAUUGCUGGAUUAGAUCCCAUGACUCCUGUUGUAAGAGAUUUAGAUGGGUAUAUUUAUUUUCGAGAAAAUAAUGGUAGGCUUUUGGCUGGAGGUUUUGAGCCUAUUGCAAAACCAGCAUUCGAAGAUGGAAUAAUACCUGAGUGUACGGAUGAAAGAUUUUUACCGGAAGAUUGGGACCACUUUCACAUUUUACUUGAACAAAUGUUACAUAGAAUUCCGGAUUUAGGAAAUGCAAUUUUGGAAAGAUUAUGCAAUGGCCCUGAAGCAUUUUCUCCGGACUGUAAAUGGAUAGUCGGUGAAGCGCCAGAAAUACGUAAUUAUUACAUUGCCGCUGGUAUGAAAACGGUGGGUAUAUCGGCAGCUGGUGGCGUUGGUCGAGCCACUGCAGAAUUAAUAGUCAAUGGUUCGACGUCUGUAGAUAUGUACGAAUUAGAUGUAUCGCGUUUCUUAGGCCUUCACAACAAUCGCAAGUUUUUACGCGAUCGAGUAAAAGAAGUUCCCGGGAUGCAUUAUGGAUUGCAAUAUCCACAUCACGAAUUUAAAACAGGUAGAAAUUUGAGAAUGUCUCCAAUUUAUCCAAAACUUCGAGAAGCAGGUGCUAUUUUUGGCCAGGUAAUGGGAUAUGAGCGACCAACCUGGUUUGAUUUAAAUGAGGAAAUCGAUUUGGAAACGAUUGAUGGAUUCCAAAGAUAUAAGAUAGCAUAUACAAAUUCAUUUAGCAAACCGCCAUGGUUUGAAUCAGUCUCGAAAGAAUAUGCUGUGUGCCGUGAAAGAAUUGGGCUUAGCGAUUAUUCUUCUUUCACUAAAAUUGAUUUGUGGUCAAAUGAUUUGGAAGUAGUAGACCUGUUACAAUACUUGUGUUCAAACGAUGUAGAUGUUCCGGUGGGAAGUAUUAUCCACACAGGUAUGCAAAAUCAUCGUGGAGGCUAUGAAAAUGACUGCAGUUUAGCCCGCAUAGCACCUAAUCAUUACAUGAUGAUCGCUCCGACUAUACAACAAACUCGCUGUAAACAUUGGAUCAAUCGUCAUUUGCCUGCUGAUGGCUCAGUUGCAGUAUCUGAUGUGACAUCUGCAUAUACAGCAAUCUGCAUAAUGGGCCCUGCAACAAGGCAACUAUUGUCAGAAUUAACAGACACAGAUCUUAAUCCUAAAAACUUCCCAUUUUUUACGUUUAAGGAAUUAGACGUCGGACUUGCAAAUGGAAUACGCACAAUGAAUCUAACUCAUACUGGAGAACUUGGGUAUGUUUUAUAUAUUCCGAACGAAUUUGCAUUACAUGUUUAUACAAGAUUGAUAGAUGCUGGUGCUAAGUACGGAAUAAAACAUGCUGGUUAUUAUGCAACACGAGCGUUGCGAGUAGAAAAGUUUUACGCUUUCUGGGGCCAAGAUUUAGAUACUUUUACUACACCUUUAGAGUGUGGAAGAUCCUGGAGAGUAAAACUUGAUAAAGAAAUGAAUUUUAUUGGAAAAGAAGCGCUCUUGAAACAACGCGAAGAAGGUGUAAAAAGGAAGUAUGUACAGUUAUUAUUAAACGAUCAUGAUCUUGAAUUGGACACAUGGUGUUGGGGUAAUGAACCCAUCUUUAGAAACGGAGAAUAUUGUGGAAUGACAACUACCACUGGUUACGGAUUCACGUUUAAGAAACAGGUUUGCCUUGGAUUUAUACAAAACUUCGAUUCGCAAGGGCAACGACAAGAAGUGACAAACGAAUACGUAUUAUCGGGAGAUUAUGAAGUAGAUGUAGCAGGUAUAAAGUAUCCUGCAAAAUGUCACUUACAUAGCCCUAAUUUACCAACCAAAUUCCCUGAUAAAGAAAGGGACUCCUAUCAUGCAACGCGUGAUCAUUACCUUGUGCGACUCUGACAAUAUAAAUUUUGAAUUAUGUACAA
Colletes gigas is the source of this 2881-nucleotide messenger RNA. RefSeq names its product pyruvate dehydrogenase phosphatase regulatory subunit, mitochondrial. Gene Ontology annotation, molecular function: oxidoreductase activity; protein binding. Lineage: Eukaryota; Metazoa; Arthropoda; Insecta; Hymenoptera; Colletidae. The transcript has 15 exons. Bases 156 to 2855 code for a protein of 899 amino acids. Gene Ontology annotation, cellular component: cytoplasm; mitochondrion; mitochondrial matrix. The record is from RefSeq and is a predicted model, not a curated record.